AUGGCCGAUCCGGCGGAGGAGAACGUUGCCUCGCCGCCAACGACCCCGGCGGCCCCAGCCGAGGGCUCCUCGGACCCGCCCCUGCAGCCUGCUGGUGACGGCGCCUCAACGGAGAUGGUGUCUGCCCCGGCGCCGGAGGUAAGGUCCCGGGGAUUCAGGCUUCUUGGAGAGGACACCUCCGUGCACAAGGCCCUUGGGGGCGCUGCUGAUGUCCUGUUAUGGAAAGACAAGAAAACUUCUGCUGUUGUAAUAGGGGGUGCAACUGUCAUCUGGGUUCUGUUCGAAGUGCUUGAUUACCAUCUCCUGACUCUGAUAUCCCAUGUACUGAUUGGUGUGCUUGCCAUCUUAUUCCUCUGGUCCAAAGCUACCACCUUUAUCAAGAAGAGUCCACCAGAUAUUCCAGUAGUGCAGAUACCUGAGGAUCUUGUUGUGAAUGUUUCACGAGCAUUAUGCAAUGACAUCAACAGAGCAGUUCACUUAUUCCGUGAGAUUGCAAUGGGGCAUGAUCUGAAGAAGUUAUUGUUUGUGAUCGUGGGGCUGUGGGUUAACUCUGUAUUUGGAAGCAGCUGUGACCUCCUCACCUUGAUAUACAUUGCCGUCCUGUUGCUCCACACGGUGCCAAUAUUGUACGACAAGUACCAGGACAAGGUGGACCAUUUCGCUGGAAGGGCACACACAGAGGCCCUCAAGCAGUAUGAGGUGCUGGAUGCCAAGGUCCUGAGCAAAAUCCCCAGGGGUCCGGUCAAAUCCAAGAAGCAGAACUAG
Messenger RNA from Miscanthus lutarioriparius, 765 nucleotides. NCBI's taxonomy places the organism in Eukaryota, Viridiplantae, Streptophyta, Magnoliopsida, Poales, Poaceae. The record is from the annotation of a GenBank genome assembly.